AGAGAACGGGAGUGACAGGAAGUAGCUGCAGCGUCUCUCAGCUCCUCGGAGCCCUGAUGUCUUCCAGGCUUGUUUCAUGCUGAGGACUGCAGGGAGGAGUUGUGGACAUCCUGGCCUCCAUGGUAAAGUCGGCCUGGCUCAUCUGCCAUGUCCUCCAUCUCUGUGUCUGCCCCCACCGGAAGUGGUGGCGCUGGUGAUGCUGCGGCUGCCAUGGCAACCCAAGCCUUGGAGCAGGCCCUGCUGGCCUCGGACCGCUACGCCCGCCUCAUCCUGGCACAGAUGAACAAGAUGCGGCUCCGCACGGACUUCUGUGACGUGGGGCUCAAGGUGGGCAGCCGGGUGUUCAGAGUGCACCGACUCGUGCUGGCCGCCAGCAGCCCCUACUUCUCCGCCCUGUUCUCCGGGGGCAUGAGGGAGGCCGAUAAGGACGAGGUGCAGAUUCUUGGAGUGGACACUGAAGUGUUUGAGGUUUUGCUGGAGUUCAUAUACACAGGGGUGAUCAACGUCACUGUGGAGAACGUUCAGGAGCUGAUGGUGGCAGCGGACAUGCUGCAGCUCAACGAGGUGGUGACCAUCUGCGGAGAGUUUCUCAAGGGCCAUAUGGAUCCCUCCAACUGUGUGGGCAUAUUUCAGUUCCUGGAACAAAUCGCCUGCUUAGAUAUGCUUGAAUUCUCAGAAAACUACAUCCACGUUCACUUUCUGGAGGUGUGUGUCACAGACGAGUUCAGAGGCCUGUCGAAGGAUCACCUGGUGAGGCUGCUGAGAAGCGAGGAGCUGAGGAUCGAGGAUGAGUACCAGGUGUUCACUGCAGCCAUGGACUGGGUUCUCCAGGACGUUGCGAAGAGGAAAAAGCACGUGGUGGAGGUGCUGGAACCAGUCCGCUUCCCUCUGCUUUCCCCGCAGAGACUCUUCAAGUAUCUGGAAGGUGUUACUGACUUCAGCCUGCGGGUGGCGCUGCAGACUCUGCUGAAGGAAUACACAGAGGUCACAAAGUCUCCCAAAGAAAAUAAAAUGUUCAGCCUGCAGCAGCCAGCUAAGAUGAGACCAAGAAGAAAGGCCAGAAAAUACCUUUACGCUAUAGGAGGAUACACCCGGCUGCAGGGCGGCCGCUGGAGCGACAGCAGAGCGCUGAGCUGCGUAGAGCGCUUCGACACCUUCAACCAGUACUGGACCACGGUGUCGUCGCUGCACCAGGCCCGCAGCGGGCCGGGAGUGGCCGUCCUGGAGGGGAUGAUUUAUGUGGUGGGAGGAGAAAAGGACUCUAUGAUUUUUGACUGCACGGAGAGAUACGACCCGGUCACCAAGCAGUGGGCCGCCGUGGCGUCUCUGAAUUUCCCCCGCUGUGGAGUCGGUGUCUGCCCCUGCCAUGGAGCGCUGUAUGCCCUCGGCGGGUGGAUCGGCUCUGAAAUCGGGAAGACCAUGGAGCGGUUUGACCCCGAGGAGAACAAGUGGGAGGUCAUCGGCAGCAUGGCGGUUCCUCGGUAUUACUUCGGCUGCUGUGAGCUCCAGGGAUUCAUUUACGUGAUCGGAGGGAUCAGCGACGAGGGGAUGGAGCUGCGCUCGGCGGAGGUGUACGACCCCAUCUCCCGGCGCUGGAGCGCCCUGCCCGUCAUGGCCACGCGCCGCGCCUACGUCGGAGUGGCCUGCCUCAGUAACUGCAUCUACGCCGUGGGCGGCUGGAACGAGGCGCUGGGAGCCCUGGACACGGUGGAGAAGUUCUGCCCGGAAGAGGAGAAGUGGGUGGAGGUGGCCUCCAUGUCCACGGCGCGCGCGGGGGCGUCGGUGUCGGCCGUCAACGGGCUGCUCUACGCCGUGGGGGGGCGGGCCGCCAGCAGCGACUUCUCCGCGCCCGUGACGGUGGACUCGGUGGAGAUCUACGACCCCCACCUGGACACCUGGGCGGAGGUCGGCAACAUGAUCACGAGCCGCUGCGACGGCGGGCUGGCCGUGCUCUGACGCCCCGGAGCGCCGUCCCGCCACCGCCGGGGAGGGCUGCACCUUAACGCACAGGACUGACUGACUGUCUGUCUUAUUUAUACAUGGACGCGUCUCUUUUUGUUUGUUUGUUUGUCGGCCCUGAACGUUCGUCAUCUAAUGGAAGCACAGCUCGUCCUGGAACCUGCCAGCGCUGCCUUCGCCUUCGCUCCGCUCCGUUCGACUCACUCCAUCUUCUCACAGGACGAUCGUCACCGUGGCUGCACACCUUUCUUCCUUUUUUUCUAACUUAUUUAUAUUGAAAGAGUUUUCCUGAGAAGGACGAUCGUUUUUCCACAAAGGAAGAGUUCUAUUUUUGAUGAUGGGAGAGGUUUUGAUGUGGGAGCUGCUCACAAUGUUCAGCCCUGAGAUGAAGGGAGCUGUUUGGGUUUUUUUCUUUUCUUAUGAAAACCUCUGGAGCCCAGUUGAGGGAGGAUCCAGUCCAAACUCCCUGCUGCUUUCAUAUCGUGGUUGAUGGUUUCUGCCUCUGGGCUCUCUCUGUUUCCACUGGAUCACUGUUGUUCAUACGCUCAUGUCAAUGUGGGCACCUCCCUCACUAUUUACACUUACAUUUCAGUGGGGAAUAGAUUUAAGUGUCGUUUCACUCAUGGGAUGGACCAGAAAUGACCAAAACUUCCAUCCCGGCCUCUUGACGUUGAGGCACUCAAAGAAAUACGCCGACAGAUUUCCAGUUUGGACUGAGGGAGCAAAACGACAGUGUUUUUUAAUAUGUACUGUUUUAUCUGGUCACAGGCUGCUGAACAGUAAUCUGACAUCAGUGAUUAAAAAAACAAACAUUUCAUUUGUUUUUCAGAUUAAAUGAACUUCAUAAGUGAGUCAUGUGUCAUGUCUCCUUCAGAGAAACGAUAAAUUCCUUUGUGAGCAGCGUUUAGCUGGAUGGCUGGACUCCCAUCUCUGGACUGCUGGAGUCAAGGCGACAUGGUGCUGGAGUGGUUUGCUCUCUCCCCUCACAGGAAGUAUAAUCCCAGUUUGUCGUAUUUGAAUGUCUUCCUUGUCAUUUUUAUCCAGGAAUGGCAAAAAAAACAAAACAAAAAAAAACAACAACCAUGCAUUUGAAUGGAAGUGUUCACAGCCUGAAGUGUUUUUCAAUAUAAUAACACGAACUUGGCACAACUACUAGUAUGAGGUUGAUGGCAGCAUCAGUGCUGUUUUCAGAUCUCUCCAGGACUGAUCAGUCAGAUUUAAGACUUCACUCCAGCUGGGCUCAAGGAAACUCACUC
This is a messenger RNA of Salarias fasciatus (jewelled blenny), 3215 nucleotides long. RefSeq names its product intracisternal A particle-promoted polypeptide (gene klhl27). Bases 148 to 1956 code for a protein of 602 amino acids. The record is from RefSeq and is a predicted model, not a curated record. NCBI's taxonomy places the organism in Eukaryota, Metazoa, Chordata, Actinopteri, Blenniiformes, Blenniidae. The transcript is spliced from 10 exons. Gene Ontology annotation, molecular function: actin binding.